GGCAAUGUGAGGAUGUAGCCAGAAGUAUCCCUGAUUCAUCGUUUAGUCGCAACGCAUCAUCAAGCACCAUCAAUGAAUUCUUCUUGUAUAACUUGCUAGCGUCAGACGCUGAUAUUUGAUACAGUAUCCUUUCAGGAUGUGGUGUUUAGUUAUCGAUGAUACAUCUGCGGAAGGCGACUUGUCUUCUGAGAUAGCCUAUUUAUGUACGAGUAUGAUAAGGUGGUAUGUAUGAUGGGCGGUUCGUAUAAUAACGAAUUGGGUUUUGAAAAGAUAGAAAUUGUUUCCGGUAUCUGAUGACUUCUACUUCCUCUUAAAGAGUCUUCACCGAUCUUUUUAGGAGUACAUGAUGAUCGCUUAAGAGAUAGAUUGCAACCUUAGAAGUAUGGAACCUUCAUUUUGGCUGUAGAGAACCGCAAGUAGCUCUUGCCCAAUCUUUUCAUCGAGGGAGAUUCUCUUUGUCUGAGGAAAACUUCAGAGGACGUUAGAACUACCUCCAACCGUGGCAAGAUGCCGCCGAAGAAAGCGAAGGUGAUUCUCGAUCGCUUCGAGGUGAUCGAGGGAAAGAAGGGGUUUCUGGGGCAGGGAUCUUUUUCCUCUGUGCAGAGGGGAACCGAUCUUCAGACGGGACGCACUGUAGCGAUCAAGACCUUCAAGAUGGACGUGUGGAAUCGGGAUCCAAAGAAAAAUUUAGCGCAAUUCAAGAAGCAAAUUGACAUUAUCAAUCGAUUGUUGGAACCAGUGGACCCAUCUAAAAUCAAGUACGAAUUUCUGAAGCACCCUUUGUUUUGGCAGGUGGACCCCAGAAAAGCGUUUCUGGAGAUGCACGCCUAUAGCGUAGAUGCGCAGGGGAACCCGGGUGUGGAUCCCGUAGAUGGCGUGGUUUAUUUGAUCACAGAAAAGGCCGAUUACAGUAUGAAGGAUCUGGUGGAGGAACACCAGAAAAGCGGUGAACGCUUCACUCCGGAAACGGUAGCACAGAUUAGCAAGGCGAUGAUUAUCUCGAUGGGCAUCUUGCACGCUAAGAACCUCACGCAUUUAGAUAUGAAGCCGGAGAAUAUCAUGCGCAGCGGCGAUACAUGGAAGUUGAUCGAUGUCGAUGGUUGUACUGAGAUCGACUACAAAUUAUAUCCUGGGGACUCCUCCGUCGCUUUCUCGCCCAUCUACUGCUCGCCAGAAUGGGCCAACUUCUGCGUGGACCCGCCAGGGGAAUAUUUGCCCAUUGCUGAUAAGUUAGAUGUGUGGUCAACGGGCGCCUCUCUUGCCGAGCUCGUGAUGCUGGAUGUGUUGUUCAAGGGCGUCUUCAAAGAGAUCCAUAGGACGUGCGGCGACCCUGGACAAACGCAAUUCCAAUUCUUGAACUGGCUGGCGAACCCCGCCAACAAGGUGCCUUUUCCAGAAGUGAUAAUGGAAUUUCACCCCUUGUAUGUGGAUUUGGUGGUGAACAACAUGAUGAACAAGCGGCCCAGUGGGCGCCCCUCGAUGGCGCAGUGCAUGCACCACGACUUCAUCCGCGACGUGGAGGUCCCCGGACUCGACGUGCCUAUGAACGGUGCGGCAGGCGAAGACCCCGCGCACCUGGGGGGGAUGAUGUCACAGACUAUCAAAAAGAAGAGGGAGCAAAGGUUGAUGGCAGAUCGGGACGAAAAGCCGCCGAUGAUGCAGGGCGUCUUGUAUAAACUGAACUCGGACGGAGAUUUGAUGACUGCCGCACACUGGCUGAAACGGGAUUUCUGGCUCUCGGACAAGGGAAAUCUCUGUUACUACUCCCACAAAGAAGGCAAGAGGCUCAUCCUCUUGGAUCGCGCGCAUUUAUCGACUGCCAACAUAUCCCCACUCCAACCUGGAGAGAGCUGCAUGCAGUUCGCUUUUUUAGUGGAUUCGAUCACGAGUGGCACCGAACACGAACGACACUUUUUUGCGGUUGAUACGCCAGAGGAGUACCAGCAGUGGGGUGGCGUUCUAGAAUACGUGGUGCAAAAUCCGCUUGUCACUGGCGCACUGGACCCCGCGUUCAAGGCGCAACUGGGUAUCUACAAAGACUUCAAGGAGCUCCGAAUGAUGAUCCGCAAUCGGAGAGACAAAACAACGAACAAAGACGAUUUCAGACCGGUAUUUUUGAGAAAGAUACUAGAUCUACAUCUUCUAGUUUUUGUAGUUUGUGUACGAGCAUAUUUCGUCGUAAACUUCUCAUUCGCUGUUGUUCUUGGAAACUUGUGACAUGAUGUUUUGAAGUUUGCGCGUUUUGAGGAAGCACGCGAAGACAAAAAGAACGAAGACAAAACGAGAAUGCGAAGAACAGAGCACGCAGGCCGUAAAAACGUCAACCGAACCCGGCCGCGCCUCACCGCCAGGCGCUACCUACGCGCAGUCGCCGCCGCCUGCAGCACACCGCGCCCGGCAUGCCACAAAAGCCGCAGCUGGCGGGGACUGUGGCGACCAGGCGCACCAUAGUCGACCGCAAUGACGACCAUAGCACAACACACACAGAGCACAAAGAAAUCCGGCGGGAUCGUACGCGUCGCCCGGAGCGCAUCAAAACAAACAAACAAAGUUGGCGCGUUAUUUGUUUUCAGUUUUGCAAAAUUCAUGUCUAUGAAUUGCAUGUCAGGUUUACGAAGCCAUGCUGUGGAAGUUGAACCAAGAGGGGGAUCCCCACAAGGAUCAGGACUGGAACCAGCGGCGCAUGUGGCUAGCGAAAAACGGAUCCUUCUGUUAUCACUCCGCCAAAGAGAACAAGGAUUUGAUGUACUAUCGGCCGGAUGAUGUGCGGCAUCUGAAGUUUCGGAGGCUUUUUCCAGAGGAGAGUUCACGGAGGUUCUCGUUCGAGCUGACCCCAAGUCCUCUGGACGGAACUGAGUAUGCACCAGGUGUUUUUGCCGCUGAAGAGGAGCAGGUCAUGCUGAUCAUUCUAGGCUGCAUCGAACGGUAUCAACGAAUCAAGCAAGAGAAGGAAAAGCGGAAGCGCUCCUGAUGGAAAUGGAUCAUACCCAAUCAACUAUAAAACAUCUCGAAGAGAAAUAAAAAACCAUUAAAACGCUUCUACCUCAUUGGAGAAUAUAAGAAACCACCAACGAGAGCACCAAAAUGCUUUUUCUACGCCUCUUCCCCUGAUUCCUUUGUAUCUGUGUGAUAAUUAAUGAUCAUGAACACCAUAAUGAGUAUGUUCUUGGGUAGUUAGUGUUGACUAAGACACUUGAUGGACCCGAAUGAAUUUUCUAUUUCGAAUUCACGCACUUGACGUGUUGAAUUUUUCUUGAUUUUUACUGACAAUGACUGAAAUGUCUUCAGAAGUCAACCCGCGGAGGAAUAUAGACAUUCACCAAGCGAACACUUAUACUUUGUAGCCUUCAGACACCAUCUAGCACAAACAUGCUCAAGGAAAAG
Amoebophrya sp. A25 is the source of this 3384-nucleotide messenger RNA. NCBI's taxonomy places the organism in Eukaryota, Dinophyceae, Syndiniales, Amoebophryaceae. The record is from the annotation of a GenBank genome assembly.